Molecule: messenger RNA, 1092 nt
Organism: Contarinia nasturtii (swede midge)
Lineage: Eukaryota; Metazoa; Arthropoda; Insecta; Diptera; Cecidomyiidae
Product: cytochrome b5 domain-containing protein 1
Exons: 4
Coding region: 190-861 (223 amino acids)
Source: RefSeq, a predicted model, not a curated record
UCUAUAAGACGCAAAAGAAACAAUAAAAACAACAAAUAUUACAUCAAAUUGACAAUUGAGUGGAGCGCGUAACAGUAAUUGUUAAUUUGUAAUAAAGACACGUGCUCUUUCGUACAUUUCUGUUCACGCAUCGGUUAUUUUUUUUUUAUCUCGAUUAAAAUCCAUUGAACGAUUUUUCAUUGAAACAUCAUGAAGAAAAAAAUUGGUGUAAAAAUCAUCGAAAAUGUAUACAACAAGUGUUUCUAUCGUACAUUUGAAGUGUUGAGCCACAUACAGCACAACGAUUUUUAUGUUAUCUUGGAUCGUCGCGUCUUGGACUUGUCGAAUCUCAUGAGAUCCAUUGAUGAGAUGCCAAGCAAUGGAAAAAAUCAAUCGGCACUGGAACAGCUGAACAUGUUCGGUGGAACUGACAUCAGCGAUUUAUUUGAGAAACGGACGCUUAACAAGUUGGAAAUGUUUGAUUUGAAAUCGCACAGCGAAUAUGGAUUGAGUAAGGAUUUAUUUUGGUGGGAGGAUCCGGCAUAUGUUAUUGGAGCUAUUACCAUACAAGAACGUCACGUUUGCAUUCGCAACAAAGCCAAAAAUAACCAGUGUCAUCUCACAGUUUGCGAAGAAGAUUCCAUCUAUGAAAUACAAGCCAAAUUCUUUGCCGCUUAUCCAGAGAAAAAUAGCGAGCAUAUAAUUUGGCGAAAGACUGAAUCAACAUGUUGCCCAAGUGCACAUCUGUCACUUGACAAAACUUUGACGGAAAAUGGCCUGGUAUUUGAUCCCGACAAUGAAGUCACAUUCUUGUGGAUGUUUCACAAAGCUGAAUUCACUUGCAACAAUUCCUGUGUUAUGAAUUUCCUAGGACAACUGUGAACGCUCAAGAUGUAAAGUUACACAAAUCGCUAAUACGCAAGAAAAGAAAAAUCCAAAUGUAAAACAUACAUUAAACCAUAAAAUGCGACAUGAAAUUGAAUACAUAACUAAAUAGGAUUCAGUUUAAGCAUACAUUAUUGUAUAUUUGAGAAUAUGUUCAAUUAAAUAAUAAUGAAUAUUCAUCUCUUUCUCUCAACACCAUGUCAAGUAGUCAAACACAUUUUAUUUUUC